AUGGCUCUUAGGAUCGUAAGGAGCUCCAUCAAUGCCUUCUUGGACGGUUACCAGUCGUUCACCUCCAUUGCUGCUCUGCUCGUCUUGCCGGCGUCGGCUUCCAUUCUGUUGUCGCAGGCGCUGGUUCCGUUCUCGGGGCCGGUCGUCAAAACGAUCUCUUUCCGCCUGUCGGCGCUGUUCCAGGCUGCGAGGUUCCCUGCUUCGGCGGAGUUCUUCGCCCUGCUCAACGUGAAGCUGGCGCAGACCGUGUUCUCCUUCUUGGCCACGCUGCCGAUCGUCCUUACUUUCCUCCUCGUCGCCAAAGCUUGCGUUGUCCUUGCUGUGUGUGGCGGCGGCGGGAGGAUUCGGAGGGGGACGCCGUCGCUAUCCACUGCCCUCCGCCUCUACCGAUCGAUCCUCCCCACCCACCUCUUCAACUCCUUCCUCCUCCUCUCCACCAACGCCACCGUCUUCGCCUUCCUGUUCCUAGUCUUCAACGUCGCCGACGUCCUCGGCCUCGCCACCAGCACUGCCCUCCUCCUCCUCCUCUCUGCCGCCGGCGCCGUCCUAUACUCCGUCGUGAUUGCCAACGCGACCGUGAUCUGCAAUCUGGCCCUCGUCGUUGCCGCGGUGGAUGACUGCGGCGGGCUGCUCCCGGCGCUCAAGGCGUUCUUGCUAGUGAGGGGGCGUGCGUCGACCGCGCUGGGAUUGGCUUUGCCGGCCAACCUCGGAAUGGCUGCCGUGGAGGCUCUGUUUCAGUACAGAGUCGUCCGGCAAUACAACAUUUCAGGGGAAUUAAGUUCGUCUCUGCUGUGGGAGGCUUUCUCCAUUGCUUACUUCCACGCAUCGCUGCUGAUCCUCGAGGUCAUCAUGAACUGCAAGUUCUACGAAGUUUGUACAGUGGAGAAUAAACACGAGCAUGAGCGUCAUCAAGGAGAACUGGAGCUGAAGGAGAAGCCUUCACUAUUUGUUUAA
This is a messenger RNA of Zingiber officinale, 954 nucleotides long. RefSeq lists its product as uncharacterized. The coding region runs from base 1 to 954 and encodes 317 amino acids. NCBI's taxonomy places the organism in Eukaryota, Viridiplantae, Streptophyta, Magnoliopsida, Zingiberales, Zingiberaceae. The transcript has a single exon. The record is from RefSeq and is a predicted model, not a curated record.